CCAGCCGGGUUACCCAUUCCGCCCUUCGCUAUCUUGGUCCGCCGGAGUCGGGGGAGGGUGGAAAACGGGUCCUUGAACCGCUUGGAGGAUUGGAAGUUGCAGCGAGAGCACUGGAAGGAGCGGCACUGGACCCUCAGAAGAGUCCAAAUGGCGCAGUGGGAGAUGUUGCAGAACCUUGACAGCCUGUUCCUGGACCAGUUACACCAGGUCUACUCACAGAGCAUCCUGCCAAUGGAUGUUCGACAGCACUUGGCUGCCUGGAUUGAAGACCAGAACUGGAGGGAAGCUGCGCUGGGCAAUGAUGACUCCAAGGCCAACAUGCUAUACUUCAGCAUCCUGGAUCAACUGAACCAGUGGGACCACUACAGCUCAGACUCCAAUCACUUUUUAUUACAGCAUAACUUGCGAAAAUUUAGCCGGGACAUUCAGACCUUUCCCAAUGGCCCUACCCAGUUGGCUGAGAUGAUCUUUAAUCUUCUUCUGGAAGAGAAAAGGAUUCUGAAUCAGGCCCAAAGAGCUCAAGAGGUGCAGCCCCCGCCAGCUCCUGAAGCAGUAGUGGAGAGCCAGCAGCUUGAGAUUGAAAAUCGAAUCCAGGGUUUACACGCGGACAUUGAGAUUUUGGUGAGAUCCAUCAGGCAGCUGAAGGACGAACAGGAUGUCUUCAGCUUCAGAUACACAGUUUUCAGUCUAAAGAAGACAUUGUCUUCGGACCCCCAUCAGAGCCAACAGGCGCAGCUUGUGCAGGCAACAGCCAACAAAGUGGACAGAAUGAGAAAGGAGGUGCUGGACAUCUCCAAAGGACUGGUUGGCCGAUUAACCACCCUGGUCGACCUAUUGCUGCCCAAGCUGGAUGAGUGGAAGGUGCAGCAGCAGAAGUCCUGCAUUGGAGCCCUGCCACCCGAGCUGCAGCUGGAACAGCUGGAACAGUGGUUGACGGCUGGAGCAAAGUUCUUGUUCCACCUUCGGCAGCUACUGAAGCAGCUGAAGGACAUGAGUCACAUGCUUCGGUAUAAGGGUGACAUGUUUGGCCAAGGGGUGGACCUGCAGAAUGCCCAAGUCAUGGAGUUACUUCAGCGUCUGCUCCAAAGGUCCUUUGUAGUAGAAACCCAGCCGUGCAUGCCCCAGACUCUCCACCGACCCCUCAUUCUGAAGACCGGGAGCAAGUUCACCGUCCGAACAAGACUUCUGGUGAGACUCCAGGAAGGCAGCGAAUCACUCAAAGCAGAAGUCUCUGUCGACAGGAAUUCAGACUUACCAGGCUUCCGGAAGUUCAACAUUCUGACCUCAAACCAAAAAACCUUGACCCCCGAGGAGGGCCAGAGACAAGGCUUAAUUUGGGACUUCGGCUUCUUGACUCUGGUGGAGCAACGCGCUGUGGGUGCAGGAAAGGGCAACAACAAGGGGCCGCUGGCAGUGACAGAGGAGUUACAUGUCAUCAGCUUCGUGGUGGAGUACGUGUACCAGGGUCUGAAGAUGAAGCUGCAGACGGACACUCUCCCUGUCGUGAUUAUUUCUAACAUGAACCAACUCUCCAUUGCCUGGGCCUCCAUUCUCUGGUUCAACAUGCUCAGCCCAAAUCCCAAGAACCAGCAGUUCUUCUGCCAAGCUCCGAAAGCCCCCUGGAGUUUGCUGGGACCUGUGCUCAGCUGGCAGUUCUCCUCUUACGUUGGCCGAGGCCUCGAUUCUGAGCAGCUGGGCAUGCUGAGGACCAAGCUGUUUGGAAAGAACUGCAAGAUGGAGGAUGCGCUGUUGUCCUGGGUAGACUUUUGCAAGCGAGAGAGCCCCCCUGGCAAGAUCCCUUUCUGGACCUGGCUGGACAAAAUUCUGGAGCUGGUGCAUGACCACCUGAAGGAUCUCUGGAAAGAUGGGCGCAUCAUGGGCUUUGUGAGCCGCAACCAGGAACGCAGACUGCUGAAGAAGAUGAUGUCUGGCACCUUCCUGCUGCGCUUCAGUGAAACUUCUGAAGGGGGCAUUACUUGUUCUUGGGUGGAGCACCAGGAUGACGGUAAAAUCUACUCCGUGCAGCCUUACACCAAGGAAGUGCUACAGUCACUCCCACUGACAGAGAUCAUCCGCCACUACCAGGUUCUUGCCGAAGAGAACGUUCCCGAGAACCCACUCCGCUUCCUCUAUCCCGGAAUCCCUCGGGACGAAGCUUUUGGGUCCUACUACCAGGAAAAAGUUAAUUUUGAAGAACAGAGGAAAUAUUUGAAACAUAAACUCAUUGUGAUCUCUAACAGACAGGUGGACGAGCUGCAGCAGCCUCUGGAGCUCAAACAGGAUCCAGAGUCGUUAGAAGUGAAUGCAGAGCUCUUGUUAGCACAGGAGUUGCCGUCAAUGAUGCAGACUGGGCUGCAUCUGGGCACAGAGCUGGAACUAGACCCCACACUGAGUAUAGCCCCACAAGUCCCACUGGAGCCAGCCCCACAAGUCCUGCUGGAGCCAGCCCCACAAGUCCAGCCUGAGGACCUGCAGAAGGAGCCACCUUUGCCUGACGACCUGCAGCAGAUUAGCACGGAGAAUAUGAAAAUCUUAAGCAACAUAAAUAUUGAAUACAUCAUGACCAACGAAAACCCAAUGUUGGCUGACGAGAGCAACAUAGAUGAGACUUACACAUCCUGCCCCAGCCAUUUUGACGUGGAUGGACUCUUGAUACCUUCUGAGGACUAGGAGCUAUGUUUCUGUUUUGUCCCUCCUAACUCCCACAUCAAGAUGUUGCUUCCGACAGUGGGGAUCGGGGCCUUCUAAGCUGGUUUACGUGAACUUUGGAAUAAGAGGUAAAAUCCUAACAUGGUUUUGAAGGUGCACCAAAGAGUCAGAACAGACACUGGCCAUAGUCUUUCUAGGAUCCUGAAGCUACCUACCAUGCUGGGAGACGCAGGGGUCUUGAGGGCCAGUCAGGACAUUUGCGAGGUCCUUAGAGGGUCUGGGGCAGUGGUGUCUUUCCAGGUUGGAACGACUUUAAUGUUUUGAUAAUUGGCUAAGUUGGUGCAAAGCAGCAUCGGGCCUUUGUGGGGAGUUCAGACAUGAAUGGAAUUCUGUUCUUCCUCCUCCAUUGCUACCCUGGGUCCUGUCAAACCCAGAACCCUGCCGUGGUAGGCAACCACGGUGGCCCUGAGCCACACCCGGGCCCUUCAGUUCUCUCUUCCAGUUACGUCAGGUGUACUCCCUUCGCUCCUGACUCCAGUUCUAUAAAUUUCCUUCUCUUCCUGUAGAGGCUGAGGGCUGUCUGCUUCAGCCCACCAUGUGAAACAGAAUUCAUGCUAGCAGCUCCCUUGCCAUGAUCAAUUCCCCACCUACAAAGUAAUCCCGACAUUCUCAUGAAGAUGUGAAGCUCUACCGCUCUAGGCCAUGCCGUCUCUACCUCCCCCAGCGCUUGAGAGAAUCACUCCUGGAGGUUUGAAUGGUUUCUAAGCACUUGGGAAUUACUCCUUAUAGUACUCAGUAGAGCUAAGAGCUUGAAGAGAAUUUAGCUAUUUUAUUAUUUUAUGAAUAAGAGUGCAUCAUUUCUUUUGCACAGUGUUUUGUUAACAUGAAAGAAAGAAAGAAAAAAAUUCUGUUCCUUAGGAGUGACCUAGGCAAGGACCAGGUUCCUUGGGUCUCAGAACCUUGAAGGUUUAUCAGACAUCUUUAUGCUUUAGCCAUUGUUGGGGAACCCAGGAGGCAAUUGCCUUGCCACUGCUCUAAGGUGUGCUUGUGGUACAACUUGUGGGAAACGAAUGUGAGGACCUGCACUGUGGCCGUUCUCUAAUGGCGCAUCAGAACAGUCCAGGAAGGGGUUAAUAAUAACUGGGACAGGGGACAGCAGUGCCAUGCCCAGCCUCAAAGGUGGCACGAGCCAACUAAGAACCAAGGAGUUAGACGAAGAAGAUACACACAGGAGCAGAAGAAGCUCAAGGAGCCAGAAGCAAAAGUCGUGAGAAAAAGGUGCCCGGCCAACAGGUGAAAUUAAGAAAUUCAGCAAAACCAAGGCACAACAGCAUAGUGGGACCAAGAGAAUGGCACUGCUUCUUUCUGCUCCUUUGUAAGUCCCUGGUUCUCUGCUGUACCAUCUCUCACCACACUCUGAAUAGUUAGAAAGAACUGUUGUCCUGGAGUCCUUCGUACGUCAUAAUAAACUUUUGUUAAAACAACAA
Molecule: messenger RNA, 4136 nt
Organism: Mus caroli (Ryukyu mouse)
Lineage: Eukaryota; Metazoa; Chordata; Mammalia; Rodentia; Muridae
Gene: Stat2
Product: signal transducer and activator of transcription 2
Biological process (GO): signal transduction; regulation of DNA-templated transcription
Molecular function (GO): DNA-binding transcription factor activity; DNA binding
Source: RefSeq, a predicted model, not a curated record